Aricia agestis (brown argus) is the source of this 407-nucleotide messenger RNA. RefSeq lists its product as uncharacterized. The transcript has 2 exons. NCBI's taxonomy places the organism in Eukaryota, Metazoa, Arthropoda, Insecta, Lepidoptera, Lycaenidae. Gene Ontology annotation, cellular component: mitochondrion. The record is from RefSeq and is a predicted model, not a curated record. The coding region runs from base 186 to 359 and encodes 57 amino acids.
UUUCAUUCAAAAAUCAAAAAGUCAAAAUCUGAUUCCAGGGGUGUCAUUAGUUAAAGAUUUUAUGGCGGUGGCGCAAUUCCUGAAAAGGAAUUUGAUUAGUAUAUCAGCGCCAGUGAUAUCACUAACGAUAAUUUACCUCGAUUGGAGUUAUACCAAACAGUGGAAGAACGAACAGAAAAAGUAACAUGGCAAUAUUUGGUAUAACAGCCCGUUACCUCUGGAUUGCUGUGCCCCUGACAGGGUUCUACAUUGGCAAGUUGCUGGAUGAUGCAGAAACCCUGAGGAUGACCAGCUUCAGAGAUAAGUCUCGUCUAUAUGGUGGAAAAGUCAAGGAGGGCGACCCACCGUCCUGGCCUUAAGAUUAGACAAAACUUGUGAUUAGAUGGUUAAAUAAAUUCAGUAAAUUA